Molecule: messenger RNA, 4710 nt
Organism: Eufriesea mexicana
Lineage: Eukaryota; Metazoa; Arthropoda; Insecta; Hymenoptera; Apidae
Gene: bdg
Product: sodium-dependent transporter bedraggled
Exons: 14
Coding region: 46-4656 (1536 amino acids)
Biological process (GO): sodium ion transmembrane transport; nitrogen compound transport; amino acid import across plasma membrane
Cellular component (GO): plasma membrane
Molecular function (GO): amino acid:sodium symporter activity; L-amino acid transmembrane transporter activity
Source: RefSeq, a predicted model, not a curated record
UUUUGCAAGCAACCCUAUUGGAAAUCCUAUGAUCUCAGGUUUUGGAUGUUCUUUUUGAAAAUUUACGACGAAGUAGUGAACCAUCGCAAAAUGAGUUCGAGUGAAGAUGGUGAUUUGAUCGAUCUGGGAAAUGAUAAUUGUGUGCCACGGGUAUCGAUUCAAGAAUCAUCAUCUGAUGAACAAGAACAUCUUCUCGAUGUAUGUCCGCCAAAAUUGGAACAAACGUUGUCGUUAACUAGAAAACAAGAACAAAUACAAUACAUAAGCGAUAACGGUGAUGUAUUAGUCACUUUAGGUCAUGAUCAAGUAGUGCCGAUUCGUAAAAGAAUCGACGUCGUUUCGUCUGAUACGAUAAAAAGAGUUCGUGAUAUUACCAGGAACUUAGAACCAGUUAUAAGAAAGACCUGUUCCGACAUUAAUGAGGAACAUCAAGACACGGUUGAUUAUGGGAGUAUAUCGAAUCACAAAGACGCACAUUAUCACAGCGAAAAACUUGAGGACGAGACUUUCGAGACACAGGAAAUCAACAAUGCUUUUAAUUUUCUCACAGAACACGAUGACAGCGAAGAUCAAACUGAAGCAAAGUGUAAUCGUUAUAACCAAGUUAUAAACUCUCAUGGGCUAAUCUUACUAAACAGUUGUGCCACAAAAAAUGAAAAUCUGUUAAAUUACCAUGGUGGUAGCUCAUCGCAAACUUUAAACUGCUGGGAAACUGAUACAGAUUUAAAUAAUUCAACUUUCGAAUUAUGUUCUGGCAAACCUUCCGAAAGUACUUCGAGGACGACUAGAUCUGGUUCUCUUGAUUAUAAACUUGAAGUUGGCAACAUCAAUAUGAUUAAAAAACGUUCCGAAGAGCAAACAUUUGUACGAACAGCUAAAAGAGGAUCAUUUCAACAUAUGCAUCGCAAAUCCUGGACAGAAGGAACUACGCUCAAGACUGUGAAACAGGAUACAUUUUCUCGAUUCAACAGAUCAACUAGUUUGAGGGGCUAUAAUUGUGCGCCAUCAACUUCCAAUGGUAUUCAUCGGCACUCUAGCUUUAUUUCAAGUUGUUCAACGGUGGGAGGAUUGGAAACAAAUGGAAUGGAUCAAGAGGACGGAUAUUCAGAAUGUUCGGAAGUAGAUUGGUCGUGGUUAGAGGAAGUAGAAUGUCCGCGGGUUACGGAGUCGUUAGCACCUGGUGUAGUUGAUGCGGUUCAGGAGAACACCGAUGGAGGGAGUGUACCUCCCACCAGUGAAAAUGCAAAGCGCAGGCGCGGCCGCGAGCAUCGUGCUACUGAGGCGGGUUGCAGUGCCGCGAUGUCUGUCUCUGGGACAGUAAAGUCCCUAGUGGUCGGUGGUUCGCGAUGGUUAACUUCCGACCCGUUGUCUAAUUGUAACGGAAAUGAUCAGGAUGAAACUGUACGUUGUAACGCGAGCAACGAAGCCAUCGAUCGCGAAACACGCGACAACCCUACGCUCGUUAACUCUUGGGUACGAGCAUCGAUGAGACGUUUGCGCCACUUGAGAUUACCGGAAGAAACCGAGCGGCAACGAAACAUCGAUUCAAAUAAUUGCCGCGGAGCUAUUGUAUCUGCACCAAAUUCUUUACCAGAUAUUGCUCUAAUCGCUCCAGAGAUAUUAGCUGCCCAAACGAACGGCACUUCCGGUACCCUUUUGAGACCAUCCAGCGCUCCUGUCAGAAACACAAAUAGUUCAAACGUAGUGCCAUCGCGAAGAGGUGGAAGACAAUUUAGAGGAAGUCGAUCACAAGGAACAAGAAGCCGUGAAAUUGCUUCUAGACAAAGUAGCGUUUUAUCGUCAACUACGGGCAGUGAUACAACCGCUUCAGGAACCACGACGUGCUCCAGCUCUUUCGGCGGUGUUUCUACUAGUCCACCUUCCAGCACGGCGACAAGUCCGCAACGUAUUGCUUCCAGACGAAUAUGUGAAAGACAGAGAGAUAUCGAUAGGGAUGAGGAUAGAGGGGAGGACGAAGAUGAGGAUGCAAAUCCACUGGGAAAAUGGCCACAUGCUCUUAGUCCAGCCUUGGCGUGUCUUAGUUGCACCCUUGGUCUCUUUAAUAUAAGUAGAUUUUCUAUCCUUAGUGUACAAUUCGGAGCAAAUUUCAUUGUACAGUUCCUGAUUUUAUCUUUGGUAUUGGGUAUUCCACUUCUGACGUUGCACGUGUGUCUCGGUCAAAGGUUGGCGGCUGGAUCCAUGGAUAUGUGGAAAAUUUCACCCCUCUUUCAGGGUGUUGGUAUAGCUCUUCUAAUUGCACAAGCAUUUAUCGGUAUUUACAGUAUUGUUGGCGUAUCCUGGAUGUUCGUGUACUUUAGAGAUUCGUUUAUAACGAAGCAGGAUAAGUACCGAUGGGCAGAACCGUUUUCUUUGUACAGAGAGGAUAAAUCUACACAAAAUAAUAGCAAUUUGCAUAAAUUGUAUGAAACAGUACCGGAUUAUUUUAGUGGAGUUGUUUUACAAAGACAUCAUUUAAAUGAAUCAGAUCCUGGUGUUGUAACGUUAAAGUUUCAAGUAGCUUUCAACUUAGCUGUUGUAUGGAUGAUUGUAUUCGUAUCAUUAAGCAAAGGUUUAAGAUCUUAUGGCAAAGUAGUGUAUGUUUUUACGCUGGUUCCUGUAUUUGGUACUUUGGUACUUUGUACGAAAUUACUUGGUCUCACACCACCAGGUUCUAUACAUCAACUUUUUCCUGCCACUGUAUGGACUGAGUUUUUUAUUAACGGCAAAUCAUGGGUAGCAGCAUCUAUCGAGGUUUUCCUUACCUGGGGAUUACUUGGUGCAGCCGCUAUGCAGAUAGCUGCUCAUAAUAAGCACAAACACCUGUUACAACGAGACACGAGUCUCGUAAUUGUGUUAACUAUUGCAGUUCUGCUUCUCGCAGCUUUUUUGGCAAAUACCUGUGUGCAGGUUCUCAGACAUCAUGGAUAUAUUUAUAUACCUAGUUCAUUUGAAAGAAUAUCGUCAUAUAUGUUUAUGAGACCUGUAAAUCAGCCAGCACCACCGGGAUAUAGUAGUACACCAGAAAGAUUUAUGGCACAUGCGUCGUUUAUUGUUGGAGAACGCGUAACUCGUCCUGGUGCGGACUUUAGCGUUGAAUCUGGCUAUCAAGCUUUGAGAUUUUCGACUGAAUUAGUUCCUGCAACAUUAGCGUUGCUGGGCACCGAACAAGUGUCACCAUUCUGGGCAGUUCUUUUCUACUUUAUUCUCAUCCUAUUUGGAAUAGCUCAACAGCUAGCAAUAUGGCAUUGUGUGAUAACUGGCAUAAUGGCAAUCAAUGCAAAAAUGAUGAAGUUGUGGGAAACUACUAUUACAUUCUUCAGUUGCGCUUGUGCUUACAUACUAGGAUUACCAAUGGCUACGGAAUUGGGCAUACACGUUGUGUAUUAUCUAGACUACACAAUCGGUGGUACUUGGUGGAUAAUGAUUUUAUACUUGGUGCAAGUCGGUGCCGUAUUUGCAGUACGAGGACGACCACAUAGUGGUGAAGCGGUGGUUGCUGAAUUGUUUCCUCCAACUGGUCGAUGUCUUAGACACUGGGCUGGUCCUCUUUUAUCAUUCACAUGGAAUGUUGUAUUACCCGUUAUUCUCAUGGUACUUAGUAUUACGGUAUUUAAGAAUGCUGGAUUUCGAGAACUUUAUUCCUAUCGCAGUAUAGCUAGAGAGUAUUGGACUAUUUGGGAAAAACAACUUGGAGCUACUAUUCAGUUAGUACCGAUAUUGACGAUACCAGCAGUAGCUAUUAUACAAACUUGUCGAUACUUAAACAACGGUCCACCUGAUAUAUUUGAUAAUAAUCAAGUGGAAGUUAAUGUAAAUCACUGCGAACAAUGUAAUGGUAGAAUUCAAUUAUUGUAUCGGCCAUCUUUGGAACCAGAUGAUCCACGAGAUGCACAAACACAUAUUGGAGGCGAUAUAAGUACUAGUAUUCAUGGCAAUGGUAUUGUACAUACAACGACAGAAGUACCAUUUGAGGAUCCACCGCCAAAAUAUACACCUCCUCCAAGUUACACUACUGCAACAGGAGCGAGAAUAGCAAAAAUGUUACGGCAAAGUUUUCGAAGGAGCGUACGGCGAAUAGCUAAUGUGCUUGGUGAAACUAGCACUCCAAGGCAGAGACCAGCGUUACAACCUCCACCUCCAGAUUAUGCCACUGUACUUGUAGAAAUGAAUCAGAGUAGACAGACGCAGGAUGUAACGAUUCAUAUAACCGAAGCAAGAAAUGACAACAAUAGCUCGAAUUCUCGAAAUAGUGCCGCAGAAAGACAUAGACCUAAUACAAUCGAUAGAACAACGAGAAUUGGUGCAGUAGAAUGCUCGGUAGAAAGAACACAUUCAACACUCGAAAGACCUCGUCGACCGUGUAUGACUUCAUCGAGCAGUUCGAAUUUAACUGCAGUCGAUGUUGCAAAUUUACUUCGUAGUAGCAUUAGAAGAGGAACUACGCGGACUCAACAGUCCCUACGUAGAAGUUUUUGUCACGAUGAGUCGACAGUAGCGGCGUCCGUUGAGAAUCUAGUCGAGGCUGCGGCGCCGAUCGGUGAAGAAUCUUUGGUCCUUCCGAAGGACGUAUCUCUAGUCUCCAAUGAACAGGCUAAGGAUAAAAGCGACGAUAAAAAGACUGCCGAAGAAACGGAUGACUCCGUUUCUGUGAUAUAGACUAUGUCCUUCUUUUGCGUUUUUACGAAGAAUAAUCCGAGAAUAAUUUAAUUU